Sapajus apella (tufted capuchin) is the source of this 1087-nucleotide messenger RNA. It is a transcript of the gene GZMK, whose product is annotated as granzyme K. Gene Ontology annotation, biological process: proteolysis. The transcript is spliced from 5 exons. The record is from RefSeq and is a predicted model, not a curated record. Bases 91 to 885 code for a protein of 264 amino acids. Gene Ontology annotation, molecular function: serine-type endopeptidase activity. NCBI's taxonomy places the organism in Eukaryota, Metazoa, Chordata, Mammalia, Primates, Cebidae.
UGUAAGAACAAAAUUCAGUCUUCAGAACCUUCUUCCUUCAUCAUAGGAUCAGAGCGUUUCAUCUGGCCUUCUUAAAUCUAAGUCUUUAAAAUGACUAUGUUUUCUUCUUUCUCUCUGUUUUUCCUAAUAGUUGGAGCUUAUAUGACUUCUGAGUGUUUCAAUAUGGAAAUUAUUGGAGGAAAAGAAGUGUCACCUCAUUCCAGGCCAUUUAUGGCCUCCAUCCAGUAUGGCGGACAUCACAUUUGUGGAGGUGUUCUGAUCCAUCCGCAGUGGGUGCUGACAGCAGCCCACUGCCACUACCGGUUUGCCAAAGGCCAGUCUCCCACUGUGGUUUUAGGCGCACACUCUCUCUCAAAGAAUGAGGCCUCCAAACAAACAUUUAAGAUUAAAAAAUUCAUACCAUUCUCAAGAUUUACAUCAAAUCUUCCAUCAAAUGAUAUCAUGCUGGUUAAGCUUCAAACAGCCGCAGAACUCAACAAGCAUGUCCAGCUGCUACACCCAAGCUCCAAAACCUCUCUUAGAUCUGGAACCAAAUGCCAGGUUACUGGCUGGGGAGCCACCGACCCAGAUUUAUUACAACCUUCUGAUACCCUACAGGAAGUCACUGUUACUGUCUUAAGUCGAAAACUUUGCAACAGCCAAAGAUAUUACAACCACGACCCUUAUAUCACCCAAGACAUGGUUUGUGCAGGAGAUGCCAAAGGCCAGAAGGACUCCUGUAAGGGUGACUCAGGGGGCCCACUGAUCUGUAAAGGUGUCUUCCAUGCCAUAGUCUCUGGAGGUGAUCAAUGUGGUGUUGCCAAGAAGCCUGGAAUCUACACCCUGUUGACCAAGAAAUACCAGAAUUGGAUCAAAAGCAACCUUGCCCCAUCUCAUGCAAAUUAAGUUACAAAUGAUUUUCUUGGAUGCACUUGCUUCUUUUUACCUAAUAUGCUCUCAGGUUAUAGUUGGAUGUAAAUAAAGCAGAGCACAGAUGGGGUUCAUUUUGCAUCUGUAUUUUGUUAAGCAAUCAAGUUCUUUCUCACUUGUAUCACUCAGGUAUUUCUACCUUGCUGGUUUGAUUUUAAAUAAAAUUUAGAAGACUCUC